Molecule: messenger RNA, 1119 nt
Organism: Ogataea angusta
Lineage: Eukaryota; Fungi; Ascomycota; Pichiomycetes; Pichiales; Pichiaceae
Exons: 1
Coding region: 1-1119 (372 amino acids)
Biological process (GO): positive regulation of transcription by RNA polymerase II
Cellular component (GO): RNA polymerase II transcription regulator complex
Molecular function (GO): DNA-binding transcription factor activity; protein dimerization activity
Source: RefSeq, a predicted model, not a curated record
AUGGACAAGAAUGAGAUAUUUCUUCCUCCGUCGAAUGGCGACCAGAAUUACCAGGACACGCUAGAGCAACUGGACCAGUUUGUUGACAGCCUGAACUCACAGGGGUUGCCAAAUAACCAAGCACAGGACCAUCCGUCACCGUUCGGGUUCCACGAGUACAAAAAUGCCCCUGCUCUGAACGUAGAUGCUGCGGACUUCGAGCCGUGGGAGAACGGCCACUCCUUUAGCGCUAAUGAUUUUUCCGAGGCGGCCUUGAGCCCGCAAGGUCUUCCUCCCGUGGAAAGGUCGGUAAGCAUUGGAGGGGCCAGCGUGCACAGUAACAGCUAUCAAUACUCGUCUCCACAGGUGCACCCGAUGCUAUCGACUUCGAUGAACCGCCGCUCAAACAGUAUCAGCAAUCAGGGCCGCAGCUACAGCUCCCAGUUCGGCACAUCGUUGAACAACCUUAUUUCCCCAGCGUCUACCUACGAUGGACUUCUAGACUCCCCGUACGGUUCGUACCAAGGUGGGAGCUUUACAGACUCCUAUCUGAAAUCUCCGAUUAAUUCUCCGUCUCACAAAUCGAUUGGGUCGCCCGCAUCAAUUGGCACACACAUGAACCCAAAAAACGCCUUAAGCAAAGAGAGUAAGCUCAGUCGCCGCCGAGAACUACACAAUGCUGUGGAAAGACGACGCAGAGACCUGAUCAAGGAGAAAAUAAAAGAGCUGGGUACUCUUAUUCCACCCUCGCUACUGAAUAAUUUCACCAAGUCCAAGAACAACCCCAACAAAGAGAUAAAGGCCAACAAAAGCACCAUACUGACAAAAUCCAUUGAGUACAUAGGUUACCUGAGAGAGAUUUCGGGUAGCCAGGACGAAAGACUCAAUUCAUUGCGACAACGAAUCGACGAACUGUCUUCAGGAACGACCUCGGAGCCGCCUGCCUAUCAGCCACCAACACAGCCUGUUCCCCAGACUCAGCCAACUCAGUCGCCGGAGUAUGACGAGUCGUACUCCACCUCAGACGCGAGGUCUUCUGAGGAGCCGAAACCGGACUUCCAGGAUUUCAAAGUGGAGGACCCUGAAGCGUUUUUCCAGGAGUUGUUGAAGGAGCCCGCCGGCCAAACGUGGAUGACAUAA